This is a messenger RNA of Durusdinium trenchii, 1155 nucleotides long. Lineage: Eukaryota; Dinophyceae; Suessiales; Symbiodiniaceae. The record is from the annotation of a GenBank genome assembly.
AUGCUGCGGGGCAGGGCUGCUGACGCUUACCUCAGCGCUUAUAACCAAGCCAUUGCCGUUAAGUGUCGCAGCCAAGCGCCCAUCGCUGGAAGUUCCCUGGAUCGCGCAGCUCUGAAAGGUCUUGCAGAAGCCACAGCCGGAAGUAAAGUGGAAGCCUUGGUAUGCUUCUGUUGCGGCGGGGUCCACCCCUAUGUCGAAGAAGUUGCAGCUAAGGGCAACAUCAACUGGCAUCGGCCGCUGCAACGGGACGAGUCUGAUGGCCAGCUCUACUUCCUUGAGCAACCUCUGCAGGUUAUCGAAUCCUUGCUAGGACUGCAGACUUACCUCAACCGAUACAACGCGGUGGAGCCAAGGCCGCAAGUCAAGCUCACAGAUCAUGAGACCUUUGAGGAUUGGCGAUUGAAGCUACCGGAACUGGAAGACGGCAUGUUGCUUUGCUGCCCCGACCAUCAUUGCUGCCAAGAGCAUUCUGCACAGCCGAAGGCCUUGUGCGAGAAGUGUUGGCUGCCAAUUUGCAAUGACUGCUUGGGGCAUCUGUCAGAAGGAAAGUUGCCGCCGCUCAGCUACGCCAAUGACAUGUGGACCGGCUAUGGCCUCGAAAGGAUCUACCAACAGCAGGUGAAGCGCUUGGUCAUGAGCUUUGUCUUCACCUAUUGCUUGCCACGCCAAACGCGCUUGGUUGAUGGGCUGGAAGAGAAUUCGGACAACGAGGACGUGGAGGAUGACCUGGUGGACUUCACGCUGGGCGGGGACGACUUGCUCCAAGCCACUUUGACCCAUGUGAGAGGUAGCGGCCGCCGAGAGCAAGCCACGGAGAUCAACAGCUGCAGUGAUGUCGAUGUCGAUGGUGGUGAGGGAGCUUUAGCAGAACAAGCCGACCCAACGAGGCUCUAUGACAUGACCAUGGAGCUCUUUGGGCUGUCUGACGCCAUUUGGCAGAGAGAAGGCAAGACCAGUGACCCAGAAGCAAACAGGCGGUACGAGCAGCUGCUGAAGCAGGUGGCAGCCGGCGACCCCUUCGACCACGACACUGCAAAAGCAGCGGCGAGGGCAUCGAGCAAGGCAGGCGAGAACGCGAGCCAAACUGGGAAGAGCGGGCUCAUCGGCCGAGUUGACGCUGAAGUGGAGGCAGGGCGGCGCGGUGGUGCUUCAUAG